Molecule: messenger RNA, 5598 nt
Organism: Musca domestica (house fly)
Lineage: Eukaryota; Metazoa; Arthropoda; Insecta; Diptera; Muscidae
Gene: Skeletor
Product: protein Skeletor, isoforms B/C
Exons: 10
Coding region: 241-5070 (1609 amino acids)
Source: RefSeq, a predicted model, not a curated record
UUAAAUUGUCAGUACGGUUUGGGUGUUCGCAGUGAUCGGUUGGAUAAAAAAGAAGUGAGCUCCGCGAAAUAAAACGCUAAACUGGUCCUAAAAAUUUAAUUUAUUUUAAGUUUCAAGUUUUUUUUGUGACAAUUUGCAAAUUCUUAUAUCAUUGGAUUUUGUGUAAAAGAAAAAUCCUUUAACGGUCGCAAAAGGACCUUAAAAAUAAAUCGAGAGAAAUAAAUACAAAACAUUGCCAAAAUGUUAAAUUCUCUGAUAGCACCCAAAAUGCUGUAUGCAUUUGGAUUUAUCUGUUUAAGUUUGAUUUCAUACACACAUGCCUCAUUUCCAUAUUAUGGCACAAAAAUUGGCGCAUUAAAGCGAUUACAUCAUGGCGUUUCCGGCGAUGUCUAUGCCGUAGAUUCCAGAACAAUAUUUGUGAAAAAAUUCAAUUAUGAUGGCGAAGCACCAGCUGCCUACUUUUAUGUGGGCAGUACCGGUAAGCCAAGUGCUGCUGGCGGUACUCGCCUUAGAGAUGAACGUGGAGCCACCGCCUCACUGACAAAACGUUAUCGCAACAAGGACAUAACCCUCACUCUGCCCGAAGGCAUUUCUCUCAAGGACAUCAAAUGGUUUUCGGUUUGGUGUGAUGAAUUUGCUGUGAACUUUGGUGAUGUUACCAUUCCCAACAAUUUGGAUUUCCCCCGGCCACAAAAACUCACCGGUCUAGCUGGUGUCCAUGGCGUUAAAUCGGAUCCCAUUGUUGUAGUGGAUGCUCAAACAUUGUUGGUGCCAAAUUUCAGUUAUGAUGGUGAAGCACCUGAUGCCAAAUUCUGGGUUGGUCAAGGCGAUCGUCCCACACCCAACGGCCUGCGUAUACCCGAUGAAAAUGGCAAAGAAAACCCUCUGCGUCGUUAUGACCACAAAACCAUUGUCCUAACAUUGCCCGAUGAUUUGACCAUUUUCGAUAUUGGUCAUUUCGGUGUAUGGUGCGAAGCGUUUACCGUUGAUUUCGGCCACAUUCGUAUACCGAAGCCCUUGAAUGUCCCACCAUCGUUGAAAAUGUUGGGCAUUAGUCCUCAGUCCAAACUAAACUGUGAAGUGUUAUAUGACGAUUUGGCGUUUGAAGUCCGCUGGGCCAUGGCUGGUGAUAGCAUCGUUGUGCAAUUGGUUUCCAAACUGGAGGAUAACCAUUACAUGGCAUUCGGCAUUUCACCCAACAAGGAUCGCAGUGUUAUGAUUGGUUCCGAUGUUGUUGUCAGUUGGGUGGAGAAAGACACCGGAAAGGGUUAUGCCGUUGACUACUAUCUCACAGACAAAUCACAAUGUUCGGGUCGUCGUGGUUCCUGCCCAGAUGUUAACAUUCAAGACAACACAAAUUCCGUACGUUUGCUCAACGCUGCCAUGGUUAAUGGCUAUUCAAUUGUGACAUAUCAACGUUCGUUGAAUGCGACCGAUAAACUGGACUUACCCAUUUCUCGUAAUGGUUUUGAGGCUAUUGUUUGGGCCAUUGGUCCAUUGAAUGAACGUAAUGAAACCUCGUUCCAUUCGCAUUUCAACAAGAACACCCACUACAUUGAUUUUGGACGUCAGCCAACAUGGAACUGUCCAACACCGGAGGGUACAACCCCGGAACCAAAUAAUGACGACGAUGAUGAUGAUGCCGAGGAUAGGGCCGAUCAAGGUAAGGGUUAUCCGGCAGCCGGUAAACCAAAUGGCAAUGCUGGAAUACCAGAAGAAGAAUUCUAUGACAAUAAUCGGGCGCAGGCUUUGCAAAGUGCCAAUCGUCGUACUCAGAGUGGGGGCAAUCAAUUAGCCCAGCGUAGACCAGUGCCUACACCCAAACCUGUGGCCAAUGAAGUUGGUGCCUGGGAAAUACCACCCAUACAGUGUUAUGAACCCGAGGAUGGGGUAUUCUAUGCUCAGAUGGGUCCCACUGGUGGCAAGCAUGGUUAUUCGGCCAUAACAGGUCAUGUUGGCUGGGGCAUUUCAUGGUACAUUAAUGGUCUUUUGAUUCCUGAAAUCCAUGUGGUCCGUGGCAAGACCUAUACCUUUGUGGUAGAGGGUGGCAAUAACCCCGACAUACCAGCCAAAUAUCAUCCAUUCUAUAUUACCGAUGACCCCGUGGGAGGCUAUGAACACAAACGGGAAGAGGAGAAGAAGAAUAUACGCAUCUUUGCCGGUGUCCAUCGUUCGCGGUCUGGCCAAGUCACACCCACCGGUGUAGGUCGUCUCUGCAACUGGACACCCGAUGUUGAUGGCCCACCGGCCGAUGAUUACCAAUCUUUCGGGGCCUAUCAACGUACCCUCUCCCUAAAAUGUGAUCCCGGUGAGCCUGGUGUCAUCACCUGGAAACCCGAUCGCAGCACCCCCGAUACCGUGUACUAUCACUGCUUUACCCAUCGUUAUCUGGGUUGGAAGAUCCAUGUCCACGAUAGUUGCGAUGAUGCUCGCUAUGCCGCCUCGCAGAAACAUUCGGUACGUGUACCAGCUCCUGUGCGUGCGGAUGAUGAAUUGGAAGCGGAAGAGUCGAUACGUCAUGAAACCAAGGUCAGCCCCAACGAAAAUUUUUUGUUAAAGCACCAAUCAGAUUUAAUUAAGAAUCACAAUAUGAACGGAACUCCGCCAAAAUUAUCAUUUGAAAUAACCAAAUCAACGGAAAUUACUAAAUUGAUUUCAGAUGGCAUCCGCGCUGCUGAGGCUCUCGAGGAUAGCAUAUUGAGGAAUCCAAAAGUAAAAACCGCACUCCCAGCUGGCAAUCAAUUGGGACCACCACUCCAGCCACCGUUCAUACCAACAGCUGCCCCAGAGACCUUGCAUGGCGAAACUAAUUUACACACAAACUUUAACGCACCUCCAUCUUCAUCGUCCGCACAGUCACAGGCGUCGUCGUCAUCAUCGACAUCAUCAUUAUCACCAUCACAAUCAUCAUCCUCAUUAGCGCAAGCACCAUCAACGUUAUCCAUUAGUAAACACCCAUUAACACCAGCCCUUUUGGCUACACAGCACAUUAACCCCAAUGCACAGCUACACAUGGUCCAUCACCAUUUGGGCCCACACAAUCUAACUGGUAGUUUACCACCACAGAAAACCAUUAGCCUAUCUGAGUAUUUGAGGCCACCGUUUAAUGCCCCAAUCUUCCAUCCCGUUAAGUUGCCGGGACCAAGACCCUUUCCGGGGCCAUUGAAAAAAUUGCCAGGCUCCAAACCCAUAUUGCCACAGCAUUUGCCAAGACAUCCACCGGGGGGAGCAGGAGGUAUAAUGGUACAUGGCAAUGGUCCGCUGCCCCAACCCUCGGUUAUUGUCAAUCAUUAUCGCAAGCCGGUACCCACAUUGCUGAGACCCUUUUUCAAGGAAAAUCCCUUUCCUCUCCAGCCAUUGGCUGCCUCGGUGCUGCUGUUGGGCCAACCCACGGAACUUAGCAAUCACCGUAAAACCGAUCAACACAAUGGCCACCACAAGAAACCCAUAAUACCAGUGCCAUAUGGAGAUCUGACACCCCAGGGUUCAUUGCAGAAACCAAUUUUAACAAAAAUCCAUGGCGGAGAAAAGGCAAAACCCCACAUGAAAAUUCCCCAUCCCGUGGCCGGAGAAAAGGUCAAACCCUAUGAUAUUCCAUUGAUAAUAAGUUCCACCACAGUCGGGACACCAACGUUAGUUAGUGAUCUAAAUCCAGUGGGAGUGUUCAAGAGUCCCUUUGAUGUCCAUGAGGUGGCAGAGGAACCCUCUGCCGCUGAAAUAGCCUCCAUGAAACCGGCCGUCAAUGAAGGUUUCAAACCCGAUACUGUGGUCGUGGAAAGUGGCUUUAAACCCAUACUCAGACAUGAUGGACCCAUGCCACCACCAGAAGUUGUCGAACAAAUUGCCAAUCGUCGUGAAGACCCAGGUCUAGAAAUUGACGAGGCCAUGGAGUCGGACACUCUGUUCCUAACCGCCCAGGCCCAACACACUCAAACGCAACACUUUGAACCAAUGUUUAUACCCUCACCACCGGAUAGUACCAAUGCAACGAUAAUUAUAAGGAAAUCUUCGGGAUUACAACUACAAACGUCACAAAGUCAGGCUACAAGUUUGGCUCCCAGAGAUCCGAUAUACCAGCCCCAACCCAUUAGUUCACAUUUGAAGUCAUCCAUGCCGGAAACGGCCAAAUUGAGAAAUGCCACAUUGCAGGAUAUACUCAAUGAAGAUUCGGAUGAAACCGAGGCGGAAUUGGAAAUCAAGGAUAAUUUACAAAAUAAUAUUGAGGAGGUGUUGACUCCAUUGCAUCAUAAAUUGACUAAAUCGGGGGUAUCCAUUCAAAAUGAGAAUAAAACAAAACAGUCCUCUGAAACUUUGGAUUUGGCAAGACCCCAUAAAGAAGCCGGGGAAAAGGAAGAAGAACUAGACGUGGACAUUGACAAAGAAUAUUCCCUUAAAUUAAAAUCCCAAACAAGUCCAAAACCAGAAUUGAAAACCACAAAUGCUGGCAGUAGCAGUACCACACGAAGCACUCCUCCUCCUCCACCUCCCCAAAAGCCCCUCAGACGUUAUGAUAAUCAAAAUCUAGAUGAUGUCAGCAUGGAUGUCGAAGAUGAAGAACAGUUUGACGAAAAUGAACAUCUUGAGGACUUAUUCGAUUUGGAAGAGGAUCAGUAUAUUGGCACCGAGCCGGAGGCACAAGCAGCUGAACGCAUUGAGGCAUAUUAUUUACCACCAGAUAAUAGUAGAGCCCCUCCCACUGAUAAACCCAGCAACGGAGCGGUUAUUACAUACGAUGGUAAAUCGGUGGUGGAUAGUUCUUUGGUUCUGCCACCAAAAUUAGAUUCAGAGAUUGGCAAUGACAAUGACGAAGAUGAUGAAGACUUUGCGUCGGCUCGUUAUUUUGGCCGUAAUCGGGGUGAUGGACGUGGUAUCUCCAAGCUUGAACAGUUGAUCAGAAAUACACCACAAUUUGUACCAUUUCGUGGUGAAAUUCCACCCUUGAGUCCCGACUUGAGUCCUGCCUCAGUUAGUCAACAAAGUGCCUUGCCUUCGCCCUUAACCUCACCCUCAUCUUCUCGACCCGGUGCUACUAAACUGCAAUCGAUAAAUGCCAAUAAAUACAAAUCAUAGAUCAAUUUAACAUUCAUUUACUCACCAUUGAAUCAUUCUCUCACCCAAAAUUAACUUGAAUUAUUAUUCCGCAACCACAAGAGGCAUUAGUUUCGAAAUUUGUUUUAUUUCUCUUUUCUUUUUUUAGUUUUCAUAGGGCAGCCCAAUAAUCCCAACAUCUCCAAAAUCUACCACCUACUACCACUACUCUCUAAUACCAACACCAAGAACUUACCACGUAGUUGAAUCAUUGCAGCAUUAAUCUCUUUUAGUUUUCGUACUUGCCAUCAUCGAUGACGGAUGUAAAUUUAACAUAAAUCUGAUUGAUUAUUAACAACUUCAUUUGAAUCGAAAAAAGCCACUCCGACAUGAAAAUUUUGUAUAUUUAGUCUAAGUUAUGUAUAACGUUCUCAUUGAUCUUUCGCCUUUUCUUAUCAAGCGUUCUUUUUUACAACAAAUAGAUUUUUUAUUAUUAUUUUAUAUACAUAUUAUAGGAAAAAAUGCUAUCUAUAUAUAUAAGAAUGUAUGUGUGUGUAUAUAUACAUAUGC